GGCUGCUAGAUGUGUAAAUAGGCGAUUGCAUGCGGACACAUUUGCCCUGGACGACUUUAUGAGACGAUAAUAACUGCUAAGCGAAGGGUUUGAGUGAUCCCGUGCUGUCGGGCUCGUGGCAGUAAUUGGAGCGGUUCCCCUUUAAGAACGUGACCGCGGCCAGCGGCGGAGGAGCUGGUCAGGAACUGAACUGGCCCAGGACAGUGAAGGCAUCUGCAAACUUUCCCCAACACACGGUGAAGUGGCCCCGCUGCUGCCGCUCGUUCGCACCGUGGACGCGUGGCAACGCGAUGAAGGGGGACGCCCGCGGACCGCUCGGAGAGGGGACGGGACACACGCGAGGGGGGGAACUCCCGGAGUGAUGCCCGAGCGACUGCAUCCCUCCCUCCCUCCAAAGUUCAGCUAAGGUCGAGAUCUUCCGCUGGGCAUUCGACAAUUUCGGAGCCAGCCACCCAGCAUUAUUAUCGCCAUCGCUCGCCACCCGCACUCAAGAGGGGCCCGCGUCUUGCAUGAGGAGGCGACCGCCGCCAUGAAGGUGACGGUGACGUUCGGGCAGACGGGCGUGGUGGUGCCGUGCAAGGUCGACUGGACCGUGAGGGACCUGGUCCAGCAAGCCACGCAGAGAUACAGGAAACUCCUGGAACAGGAAGGAGAUUUCAUGGUCCGGACUCACCAUGUAGAAUACUGCGACGGGGGGAUUCUGGACCCUGAUGAUAUCCUCAGCGAUCUGGUGGAAGACAAGGACAAGCUGAUGGCGGUGUAUGAGGAGCAGGAAGCCCAGCAGAGGGGCGGGGCUAGCACGAGCCUAGCCCCCAGCCCUGACCUCUACCAGCCCGAGCUCUCUGUCUUCCAGCCAAUUGCAGGAGGAGAGAUUGAAGUCAAUUCUUCAGUGCUCAAGUCCAACACCCCCCUGCUGGUGAGAAGUAGCAGUGAGUCAGCCCUCAGCCCCCAGCUGACGGAGACUGAUCCCUCCCUCAACGAAGAUGCCACAGAGAUGGCAGCCAGUCCCGCUGCGGAGAGGCCUGCAGGGAUGGACCAAGCCCAGGGCAAACACACCUUCAGUGGCAGCCUGACCAGAACAGUGGAGAUCCUGGGAGAGGACAGUCCUCUGGGGAUCCACGUGGUUCCCUACUGCUCAUCGCUCAGCGGACGGUCUCUAGGUCUGUUCAUCCGUGGAGUGGAGGAGGAGAGCCGCUCGAGAAAGGAGGGCCUGUUUCACGAGGAUGAGUGCAUCGUCAGGAUCAACAACACCGACCUCAUGGACAAGACGUUUACCCAGGCCCAGGAAGUCUUUCGUCAGGCGAUGCGUUCCCCGGUCGUCCGCCUGGAAGUCGUGCCCUCCUCCAGCAGAGAGCGCUACGAAAAGAGUCUGAUUGGUCAGCUGUUUGGCAACAGCGCCGCUCCCGACAGCAGCCCCCGAGUCGCCAAGACCAAAGAGCCGCCGCCGCCCGUCAAAGCCAAACCUGUGUUUAAGCCAGCUGAGAAUCCGGCCGUGCGAUUGGCCGAAGAAGCUGCCGCCCUGGCCGCUGCCGUCAGUACCCCCAAGGGGAGGAGCGAAAGCCCCCUUCUUAAGAAAAGCCCCGCCCUCUCCAGCCUGGUAGCCAAUAAGAGAGGCGGACGGAGAUUGAGGAUCGACUUAAAGAAAGGCUCAGAAGGUCUUGGUUUCACCGUGGUAACACGAGACUCUUCAGUCCACGGUCCCGGUCCCAUUCUGGUUAAGAACAUUCUGCCCCGCGGAGCCGCUGUCAAAGACGGACGCCUGCAGUCCGGAGACCGCAUACUUGAGGUAAACGGUGUGGACAUCACAGGCGUGGGCCAGGAGGAGUUGGUGUGUAUGCUACGCAGCACGAGGCCGGGAGAGAGCGUGUGCCUCAUGGUCCUACGGCAGGAAGAGAUGUUCCUGCCCAGGGAGAUGAAGGAGGAGGCGCCCCGGGUGCCGGGCUUCGUUUUGGAGAAUGGGAAGGAGCAGCUCAUGUUUGAGGUGCCUCUGAAUGACAGCGGCUCGGCAGGACUGGGCGUCAGCCUCAAAGGGAACAAGUCCAGGGAGACGGGAGAGGAUCUGGGAAUCUUCAUUAAGUCCAUUAUACACGGAGGGGCUGCGUACAAGGAUGGGCGUCUGCGCAUCAAUGACCAGAUGGUGGCCGUGAACGGAGAGACGCUGCUGGGACGCUCCAACCACGUGGCCAUGGAGACGCUCCGCCGCUCAAUGUCACAUGAGGGAAACGCGAGAGGCACCAUCCAGCUCGUGGUGCUGAGGAUUUUGAAGGAUCAACAUGGCGUGUCACCCAGUCGCUCGUUCGACGGCUCCUCUGGCCUGUCGGGAGCGAUGAGCCCCAUCAACGGUCAGACGGGACCGGUCGGUCAGCACAACGGCCCCGUCCACCCGCUCACGGUGAACAACGCGCUCUACGCGUCUAAUGUGACCAAUGGGAGUUAUUCUCACAUGGACGAGGACGAGGAGGGGGAACUGUAUGGACACGAGGAGUUCAGCGGCUCUAUCCAGCACUCCUACAUACAGGAGAGGGAAAACUCCCACGUCUCUAACCCGGCUCAGCCCCAGUGUCCCGGCCAGAACCAGAUCCAGAACCAGAGCCAGCGGCAGUUCCAGCACGUGAAGGCCUCCAAGAGCAUGGACCUGGGUACGACUCAGAACCAGCAGCACACUGUGGCAGACGAGAGCAACGUAGGAUCCCUGGUUGGAAACGCUACGGCCCCAUCGAGUCCCGUGGAACUCGGCCCUACCCUCGGCCUGAAGAAGUCCAGCUCGUUGGAGAGUCUCCAGACGGCCAUGUCCGAGGUGAACAGAAAGAGUGAGCUCGUCCCGUUCCACCGCCCUCGCCCAAAUAUGGUCCGGGGAAGAGGCUGCAACGAGAGCUUCAGAGCAGCUAUCGACAAAUCCUACGACGGGCCGCCCGAAGACGACGACGAUGAUGGCUCGGACCCGAGUUCAGGCCGCGACACCCCUGCCAGCAGUUCAUCUCGGCAGGGGGCGGGGGAUCCGACAGAGGAGAAAGGCAAAAAAGACAAGAAAAAGAAAGCGAAAACAAAGAAGAAAGAAAAGAGCAAAGGGAAGGAGAAAGAGAAAGAGAAAAAGAAAGCGGAGGAGCAGCCUGAAGACACUGAAAAGAAGAGCAAGAAAAUCGGAUUUGGCCUUCUGAGAUUCGGGAAGAAAAAAGAGGAUAAGAAGGAGGCCAAAGCGGCGCUGCAGCGGCAGAAGUCGGACAUUCUGAGUGAUCACGCGCUGGAGAGGAUGAAAGAGGAGAGAGAGAGAAUUGAGGCAGGACACCCUGAGCUGCGAGAGCUCCGGUCCCAGCAAGGUGGCGGCUCCACGUAUCAAGAUGUUGAGGACGACGACACGGAUCCCAACUAUGCCCGAAUACAAACCUUCAGGGAUCGAGAUAUGGGUCCAGUGCCGCAGCCGCCGACUCAGUCACCUCCCUACAGCGCGGUUCAGCAAGCCCACUCUCACAUCGCUUCUCCGCAAACCCCGUCUGCCUUCCCGGGACAUGGGAAUCACACUAACGACCGCGCAGCCAUCCCUGAUGACGACCACAUUGACAGGCUGUACGCCAAGGUCAAUAAACCAAGGGCAGCCGGGGCGACUUCUCCUCCCGCGUCUGCCACUGCCAAUGACGGCAGUGUGGACAGGAUCCAGCAGCUCAGAAGAGAGUACCAGCAGGCAAGGAGAGAAGGAAUGGUUCCACCUUAUGAAGAGCUGGACCCGCGACGCAGAGGGCACGAAAGCGACGCACACAGGAUGCCAGGCAGAGGGACGGACCCUCGGUUGGCACCACGUUACGAAGAGGUGGAGCGUCAAUACGCCUCCUUACCAAGACGGGGUCCAAUGGAUCCAGCUGAAUACCCCAUGCAGCCCUGGUCUGGUCAUUACCCCGGACCUCCCCAGGCCCCACAGGGGUACUCUCAGUCCAUGUCCUACCCUAACCCCAACUCCCAGUCUGCUCCGUCUUACCCUGGCUACCCACCUGGCCAGCCAUACCCACGUCCAGGUGACCCUCGGGGCGUUGACCCUGGCUACUACCCCCACCCAAGCUCUCAGCAGAGAGGCCCCCUGCGGCAGGACGUGCCCCCGUCUCCUACCCCUCCACUUCGCGGACUACGGUACGACACUAUGAUGCGCGGGACUGGGGGUGGAGGCUACAGGCACCUGGUGGAUCCCAGUCAGGACCAGUAUAGCUACACUGUUGAGGUCGGGAGACAGCAGCAGCAGCAGCAGCAGCAGCAGCAGCAGCAGCAACACCAAACCAACUCAAGACUGAAGAAUGCCCUGACCGCCGCCGUGUAGACGACUCACGUCCAGAGAUGAACACGAGCGGAGUGCCGAUCGCUUUCUUUCUAUCGUGCAGCUCCUCUACUUUUCCCCUGCUCCAAUGGAAUCGAGUCGGAACCUCUUAAUGGUGCGAGUCAUUAUCGAACAUUGUCUACUCUGUUGAAAAGUAUAUGACAUUACACAGACCGAGGUAAAGGAGGUUAAUUACAGAGUGGCUGGCGCGAUGUGUAAUGUCUUGUUUGAAGUCAGUUAAAUUGUAUGAAAUUAGCAGUUUUCUUCCGCUUUUCACUGUACAGUGAUUAAGUCGUCUCUUUCAAGAAGAGGAACAGGUAAUUGGAUCCAAUUAAAUUAAGCCACUAAAAGCAUAAAUACGGCUCUGAACACUCGUGUUGUACCUGUCAGUUUCACUUCUGCUGGCCCACCCACGAUGCGAAUAUAUGAAAUACCCUUAAAAAAAGAGCACACAGACCUUGGUGCCACGGCCAUUCACCUGCGUAAACGACACCUUUCAGUUAUGAUGCCAAAUUUAAGACUGGAGCCGUUCGUGUUUACAAAAAAUGCGAUUGCAGGGGCUUUGGAUCUCCCCUCGACGACGAGGAUGGAAAAAGUCAAAAAAUGACCCUUUGUUGCCAAACUGUGUGGGCAGAAACAAAUAAGUGUGAAGAUAUGAUUUCUUUGCUCUGUUAGUAAUAGCUGCUGAAACAGAUGAAUCAUCGAGACAGAAUGUUCCUCCGUGCCAGAUCAAUAACUACAGCUCGACACAGCGUCGGCAGUUAGUGCAGUAGCUACAGUCGGCGGAUUCAAGUGCUGUUUUUGACACCUAUUAAUUAUUGAAAGUGCACCAUAGCACAGUAGAGUUCUGUAUGAAUUAUUUUUUUCUGUGUAAUAUUAUGCUUUUAAUAGUGCUAUGAUUGCCUUUUCACUUUUAUACGACAUAUUUCUAAAAUACAUUUACAGUCAUAGUACAGGGCCGCGUCGUAUUUCCAUUCCAGGACACAUUACUGUCAUUAGACUGAAGUGUUUCAUCGAAACACCUAAUUUAAAAUGAAUGUAAGACAAACAUUUUACAUGAUAGCACGACCAGAGUCUUUGCUCCAUUUUUUCUAUCGGACACAUACUGUAAUUCAGGGUUAAUCCAUUUGCCUUUGAACAAACAGCUGACUGCCAUGCAGAAAUGAUAAUAUCAACCUAUGAACUGAUAUUCUGGAUGAAUGAUUGUUUCACUAUAGGCAAUACAUACCAAUACAAACCAAAGCUUUUUAACGCUGCCUUCUUCUUUAGUCAAGAGUAGCUCGGAGACUCGAUGUGUUUCUAAACAUGUACUCUUUGAAACAGGUUCAUUAUGUGGGGAUGAUAACUUGAUACGCAGCUGUUUAAUAGGUAGGGGAAUGCAGGGAAACUCCAAUGAAUGUAGAACAGUUGCAACGGUAUGACAUUUUCGCUGUAUGAUAACCAUGUCAGAAAAUAUCACGGUGUAUCACCAUUAUUAUUAUUCAGCAUCAGUACAUUUUGGAUUUCAAUCCUCCAGAACAACACCACAUUCAUUCAAAAUAGUGCCUUGGCAUUUUUUUGGGGGGGGGGGCAUCAGUAGAGUUGCCCAUUCUUCGUUCCUUUUUUGUUUUUGUUUUGUUUUGUUCUUUUUACAAAAUCGGCAAUUAGCAGAUGUUUAUGGUAUGAUAGCCGUCAGAUUUAGUGCUAAUCGUGUUUGAUUUCUGAGCUGGGCGUGGAGCUGCGUCGUUUUUCUGUGUUUUUUUGGGGGGACAGGUGUUAAACUGACCAGAGUUUUGAGUUAAUGUUCACUCUGUGUUACUCCACAGCCGCGUCCUCUCCGUGUGUGUGUUUUUUGUGUCUGACAUGCUCAGUGCUCAGCUCUGCGGACCGGGUGGUGUGGGCGUCGCCGUGCGCUGAAGUCCUGUUCCGACUAGAGCCGGGCACCAUGAGUGCUCAUCUCACCGCUGCACCGCAGUGCACAUCCAUUUAGCCACUUACUAAACCGUCUCUCAAGUAUAACUCAAGAGUUCACACUAACUCAACACUCGACUGUGUUGCGUUCUACGCGGCUCAGCAGUAUUCAUUUUCGGAAAAGAAAAAACGCAUUUUCAGGAUUUGGGGAAUUGUGUUGAUGUUACCAAGACUGAGGAUGAAAUACCACUAAGGGACGGACGUUGAGAGUAAUUUGACCGAAACCCUUUGAAAACAAUGUGAAGUAGAUGCGUCAAAAAAAAUGCCCCCGUCAUUUGAUGGUUUGGUCGGAGGAAUCUGGAUCUUGAUUAGAGAGAGGUAGGAAGAAAGGACGGGUUGAAUGAAUUUAGACAAAAGGGAAAAUAGGGGAAGGCAGAAAUGAACGUAUAGAAGUGAGGAAAGGAAGAAGGAAAAGGACGUAGAACGUAAAGAGGGGAAUUAACAAAAUAAAAGUAAUAGAUUGAAGGUGUUGAUGGAGGGAGCUGGAAGAAGGUGACAGGAAUGCGCUCGUAUUGACUGAAUGUAGUAACUAAUGUUUGUCUUUUUCAUGCUGCCGUCACUUUUCUUUACCAGUACACGAGUCAAACUCUCAUGUUAUUACUGAAAAUGACAUGAUAAUGAUAAAGUGCAGAGACCUGACACCAAGAUGGUCCACGUGGGCGCUUGGGUCAUUCGUCCUGUCGCUCAGUGAUGGAGACGUGUUGGCGCCCGGUUAACACAAACACGACAAAACUGGUACUUGGGUUUGUAAACCUUUGUCGAAUUGAUCAUUGAAUAUAAGUAUACGAUGUUCAAGGCGUAAUAUUUAAAAAAGCACCGAGCACCAGAAAGGAAAGAUCUACCCGGAGUCACGUGGAUGAUUUUGUUGUCAGCGUUUCACGAAACAUGUCUGUGCUCCAUUAAGACGGAAUGAACGGAUGAAAGACGAGAGGGUUUCUUUUGACUGUGAACUUUACAUGAAGGUGUCUUACUGUUACUCCUCUGAUAUAAGCACACGAGUCACGCACAUGUAACUUGACCAGAACAAAUUUUUCUAUGUAUUUCCUCUUUUUUUUCCAUGAUAGUUGGAGUUGGUUGGUUGGGUACACCAGAGCCACCAGAGUGAUUGGCUACUGUUACCAUGCUACUGUAAGACGGAUGUACAGUACACUAGAGUUUCAACCUCUUUCUCACACAUUCCUGUUGGUUUUUCUGCAGUUUUCUUAUUGCAGAUUACCUUGAACAUAAGUUCAUCUUUGCAACUCGCUUUUUUUCAAAAUUGGGCAAAAAAAACGAACAAGACGUCGGGACGUAGCAUGGUUGACGUUAUUAACCAUCCGGUGCCAUAUCGCUCUUUGGUUUUUGGCGGAGCAGAAUGGGUUGCACAAGAUGAAGGUACGAAACCAGAACCCUCUGGUACCCCUGGUUCUCCUCGUACAGGGAGACCAGGGAAAUGAAGGAACCGACUAAAUAACCUCCCUGUCAUAGAAGUAUAACGCUUUUCUAUUACACCGCUUGUAUCCAAAUAUUCAAAAAAAAGAUACGUUUUAUAAAGUUGUAACGAUAACAGUGAUUUCUACUCUUGUCUCCCUGAAUUUUAUAUUUAUGUAUAUAACAUCUUUUUGCAAUAAAAUAUUCAUUUAAAAAACA
Messenger RNA from Scophthalmus maximus (turbot), 7879 nucleotides. It is a transcript of the gene pard3bb, whose product is annotated as par-3 family cell polarity regulator beta b. Gene Ontology annotation, cellular component: apical plasma membrane; adherens junction; cell cortex. Gene Ontology annotation, molecular function: phosphatidylinositol binding; protein binding. Gene Ontology annotation, biological process: microtubule cytoskeleton organization; cell adhesion; establishment of centrosome localization. The record is from RefSeq and is a predicted model, not a curated record. Lineage: Eukaryota; Metazoa; Chordata; Actinopteri; Pleuronectiformes; Scophthalmidae. The transcript has 27 exons. The coding region runs from base 530 to 4303 and encodes 1257 amino acids.